Messenger RNA from Cynocephalus volans (Philippine flying lemur), 291 nucleotides. RefSeq names its product proline-rich protein 34-like. The record is from RefSeq and is a predicted model, not a curated record. Bases 1 to 291 code for a protein of 96 amino acids. NCBI's taxonomy places the organism in Eukaryota, Metazoa, Chordata, Mammalia, Dermoptera, Cynocephalidae. The transcript has a single exon.
AUGCCGGCGAGCGCAAGAACGGGUCGACACUCGCCGCCCUGGGAGCCAGGCUCGGUUCCUGCCGGAGGCGGGUCACGCCCCCCUAACUCCCGGACCAGGCCACCGCCGAGCGGAGGCUGGAGCAGGCGGGUGGCGGAAGCUCGGCAACGCUCCCCGCCCAGGUGGGGAGCGCCUCGCCUCGCGCGGCCCCGGCCCCAAGACCCAGGCCCGGAAGGGGAGCGUCCAUUUACCUGCUCCCCGUUCUCGCUCGCCGCCGCCGUCGCCUCGCCGCUCACCCACGCUGCCAGGUGA